Messenger RNA from Dryobates pubescens (Downy woodpecker), 3521 nucleotides. RefSeq names its product protein Shroom1. Gene Ontology annotation, biological process: actin filament organization. Bases 1 to 3165 code for a protein of 1054 amino acids. Lineage: Eukaryota; Metazoa; Chordata; Aves; Piciformes; Picidae. The transcript is spliced from 7 exons. The record is from RefSeq and is a predicted model, not a curated record. Gene Ontology annotation, cellular component: cortical actin cytoskeleton; apical junction complex; adherens junction. Gene Ontology annotation, molecular function: actin filament binding.
AUGGUGCCAGAGCCCUGCCAGCCAACAGGAUCCUCGUCCUGUGCUCUGUGCCCACGCGGAGCUGAGUCGCACUCAGACCUGGAUCAAGACGUGUUUGAGAACAGUGGUGCCUCAAAGCACCUGCAGAAUGGCCUCCUGAUUCAAAAUGCUUCCUGGAAGCUGAGGGGUUGUGCAGGUGGAAAUCAGUGCUGCGAGUCUGAAGGAAAAAUGGGGAGUGGUGUUGAGGAAGCACCCCUGAAUCAGCAAGGCAGGCUGCGGAGGGCAUCGCUGCCCUCCAGCUAUGAUGCUGUAGCAGUGGACAACCCUGGCUGUGAGGAGCUGGAUCAGGGCCAUGGGCAAUGCUAUGACAGUGCUGACCAAAUGUCCCUUGCCAGACCAAAGGAAGGUUGCACGUCUCAGUUUUUGCACCAAGCCAAGCAAGAAAACCAGGCUGACAACAGCAGGCAUCUAGGACCAGAAGAACCUCCUGGUUCUUAUCAGAAUUAUCAACCUGAAGUUCACAACCAGCUCUUCAGACAGCUUCAGGAUGAUCUUGCUGGAGCGCAGAUAUCCAGGCAGACGACUCCCAUGCUUUACUAUCUUUCUGGGGGGAAGCCCACCACCGUCCUGCACCACAAGAAGCUCACCCAGUGUCAGGAGGACCCGAGGAGCUCUCCAAAGGAAUUUCCAGCAGGCAGCUACCCUGCCUCAGCAUGGUGUCUUGAGGUACAAAGGGAAAGAGAUCAGCUUCAAAGGAGCAGCCACCGCCCUCAGUGCAGCUCUGCUGAGCUGCUGGAGGUCGAGGAUCUCCUGCUGGGGAGUCCUGCUCCGUCCACGGAGGAGAGUUUCAAGAAUGACUACAGAGAGAAACUUAAAGUGGCUCAGAAGAAGGUCCUGAGAGAAACCUCCUUUAAAAGGAAAGACUUACAGAUGAGUUUGCCCAUCAGACUGCGACAUAAGCCCUCUACAAGGCCAUCCAUUGAGCACCUCAGGUCUUUCUCCCUAUCCAGUGCAAGUGAGGAUGCCAAACCUGCUCCUUGCUCCCCAUCCCAUCUGGAACCCGUGGAAAGUUGCAGCAGAGAUGAGGACAUUAAGAGGCCACAAGUGACACGAAUAGGGGGAAGGAAAAGGGUGACCAAGGAGCAAAGGAAACUCUGUUACUCUGAGCCUGAGAAGCUGGAUCAGCUAGCAGAUAAGGACCUGUCCUGGGGUCAGGUCAGGGAUGAAAUCACUGAGCAGGAUAGAGUGGCAGCUAGGAGAGGGACUCUGGAGAACAGAGGGAGGGCACUUUCCAGUUCAGGCAUCUCCAGGAUGGAGCUGAAACAAAUCCAGCACACUGCACUCAUUGAGUACAUGGAAAGGAAGAUUAACCAGAGACCAAGUAGUGCACAGCACCUCCCAGUGCACAAGCCACCCCUCCAGAAGAGGCUCUCACAUCCCAAAUGGCCCCUUCCCAAGGUUCCCGAUCCAAAUGGGAGCAGGAAUGUGCAAACCAAUGAGGUUUCAUGUCAAGUUUUCUCUACAGAAAUGUCACCUGAUGUUUUUCCUCCUUUGGCUUUUGUUUCCCCGCUGAACGUGGCCAGCGGGUGUGAUCCCAGCGCUGCUGCAGGUGCAGCCCCCUCGGGGCAUGACCCAGCUCCCAAUGAUGCAGGUGGAGGCUGCAGCAGCACAUGUUCUUCAGCUGAAAGGCUCCUGCAGGCAGGUGGUCCUGCAGCUGGGAGGGCUCGUGAGAGAUCCAAAUCAACUCCUUCUUCCAUGCAGAAAAUGCUGCUUGUCCCAGUGUUCUGUUUUCAUUUCCAGGACACUCACGGAUGUGCUGGGGGUCCAGCAGCACCAUCUCGGCAUUGUGAGAGCUGUCACAGCACCCCCAGUUUCCAUGAUCCUGAGAGAGGUGGAUGCGAGAACCAUGGCUGUAAAGAUGAUGACACAACUGGACAUGGGUGUUGUCAGGAUAUGAAGGAGCUGACUCCUCAAACCUCUAUUCCUACCCCAAGAAGUGGAAGCAAGGAUGAUGCUCAGGCGGAGGAGGAAGGCAGGAGGAAACCACCGCACGGCAAUGCUCUAAUGAAGUGCCCAGAGCAGCAGCCUGCAGCUCCUCAGGAGCAAGUAUCCUCCUGCCACACAGUGUUGACUCACCAAGGAGACAAAGCCACAGCCACAGGUUUGGCUGCAAAGGACGCUUCCAUGCAGAGCAGCCAAGAUGAUCUUCUCCCUGCCAGAGAGACUGCUCCUCCCAAAAGGAGGCUGCAGUCUCCUGAAGACCAGCGGUACGAAGAGCUUGCCACAGAGAUCAUUGCCAAAGACAGUUCUCUGGUUGAUAUUCUCAUGCCUCACCCUGUUAGAAGCACUGCUCUAGACCUGCUGGAGGGUCUGUUUCCUGUGAGUGUUUCUAUGCUGAGCAGACCACGCAGGAGCAAGGGAGACCUCCAGCACCGGCAGGAGAAUGACCAGAAAAGCCAUGGAGAUGCACCAGAAGAGUGUCCUGAAUCUGAACAUGAUGCCAAGCAAAGGAGCCAGGAUUCUACCUCCAAGGGAAACCAAGACCUGAUGAGCAGCACAGACAGCACAAAUGAUCUAGAUGACAUCACAGCCAAGAAAUGCAGUUCACUCCUGGCUGCUUGGAAGCUCUCUGAGCUGGGGAUUAUAUCACCAGUUAAGCAGGAACUCAUCUCCUGCCUCCAAUCCAAGCUGCAGAGGCUGUGGGAAGAGAGGGAGCUCGUCCUCUCUGAUGUCCAGGAGUGCUCCAAGCAAGGUGAGGAGCUGGAGGCGAUGGUGAGGGCCAUCUGCAAGCCCAACGAGUUCGAGCGCUACAUGAUGUUCAUCGGGGACCUGGAGAAGGUGGUGAGCCUCUUGCUCUGCCUGUCCACCCGCCUGGCCAGAGUCCAAAACGCCAUGAGGAGGAUUGAUGGCAACACAGACGCUGAGGAGAAGCAAUCACUGGCUGAACGGCACAAGCUCCUGUCCAGGCAACGAGAAGAUGCCAAAGACCUGAAGGAGAACCUGGACCGCAGGGAGAGAGUUGUCUCUGGGAUCCUGGCCAAGUACCUGACGGAUCAGCAGCUGCAGGACUACCGCCGCUUCGUGCAAGUCAAGACCUCCUUGCUGAUCGAACAGAAGGACCUGGAGGAGCAGAUCAAAUUUUUUGAGGAACAAUUAGAACACCUUGAGCAAAGCAUCCCCCUCUGAUCCCCACCAGUGUUUGCACCAUCUUUGUACACAGCACUGUUUGUGACCCACCCCGGGAAAUGGGCAGCCGCUCGCUGCCUUUGGCGAAUUCCUGCGACCCUGGGCAUGGUUUGGUGAGUUCCUGCCGUCCUGAGAGUGCCACAAGUGCUUGGAUGCUCCAGGGAUGCCCUAGGCACAUACUGGACAACCCUUCUUCUUUGGAUGGGCCAACUGACAGCAUCCUACAGCGGACAGCAGACUGCAGUUUGCAACGGCUGAUCCAGGAUGUGUUGCUCCUGUUUACUCAGUGCCUAUUUCCCCUUCUGGUUGCCUGUCCAUCUGUUUCCAGAUUGACACAAUCAAUCUCAAUAAAAGAA